Messenger RNA from Bolinopsis microptera, 2376 nucleotides. RefSeq names its product rabenosyn-5-like. The record is from RefSeq and is a predicted model, not a curated record. Gene Ontology annotation, molecular function: metal ion binding. The transcript has 11 exons. The coding region runs from base 93 to 1409 and encodes 438 amino acids. NCBI's taxonomy places the organism in Eukaryota, Metazoa, Ctenophora, Tentaculata, Lobata, Bolinopsidae.
AGUUUCUUAGGUUCGCAUAACCACAACUCCCCCAACGAAUAGUACAUGACGUAAUAACCAUGUAGAAACCAUGAGAGCAGGGUGCCGCUAUUAUGGAAGGGUUUAUCUGCCCCGAGUGCAAGGAGUCAUUUCAGACAGCAGGACUUCUCGAGGGGCACUUUAGCACCCACUUUGAAGGUCCUUCCAUCAAAUCAAUCUUCAGCAAAGCUAAAGACUACACACUAAGCUGGAUAGUAAAUGAGGAGGAAGGAACACCAUCAGUAGGUCCCGGAUCUAGUGGCUCUGGUUCUUCUACCCCCAACUUUACACAUGAACACAGGCAGCCAUACAAUGAGGAGCAGUUCAUCGGAAGAUUUACCAACCUGACGAAGGUAUUCAAAGCAGUCAGACCAAAACGUAUCAGUCACUCUCAAAAGGAAGCGAAUAAGCUUCAUCUCCGUCUGGACAAGCUGGUCUGUGCUUUACUCACUGAGAUUAGGGCGGGGAAAAAGAAUUUGAAAGAGGUAGAGAAGAGUGUGAUACCGUGGAAUGAUGACAGUGAUGUGUGUGUAAGCUGCGGAGAGAUAUUGAGUGUCUUACAGCUGGCUAGAAAACAUCACUGUAGACUUUGUACUGGAAUUCUCUGUUCUAAUUGUAGUCGGUUUGUGCCGCUACAAGAAGCGGUAGAAGCGGUAGAGAGACCGGAGCCGGAGUGGUUGGAGGGGUUCGUGCACGAUCUAAGGCUCUGUGACAAGUGUCAGAACGUAAUUAUCAGUGCUAAGGAGGAGAUAAAAACCAAGAACUCCGAUCACACAAUGGAGGAGAAUUACAGGAAACUGUUGGAGGCAAGAGAAAAGUGCAACAGUCUGGUUGAUGUUUAUACCCGUAUAUCUUAUUCGCUGAGGAAUGGAGACGCUACCUAUACCCUUGAUGAAGGAAACGUUAAAAGAGUCGAGCUUAUCAAGCAGUUUAAAAUUGUGGACACUUUUAGUGAGCGUAUAGCGGGAAUAAGAACAAGCUCUCCAACACAACUAAAAGUACAAACCAAUGUAAGAACUGCUACAAGAUCAUAUCUACAAGAUAACCUGCCAACUACUGCUCCUCUUCCUGAACUAAAGGAGAUCAGUGAGAUACAGAAACGGCGAUUAGAAGAUAGCAGAGCCGCGAUACAAGUUCAAAAACAAGAGGCUCUCAGAACUCAAAAUCCAUCACCUCCGACGGAAAAUGUCGUAUCCCCGUUUACUGUCGUAGAACCCCAACCCAGAGACGGCUGGAGCACCAAGUCCAAGAGAACAGAGAUAUCACGUGACAUUGCUCGCGAAAAGGCGCGCGAGAAAGUGCGGGAAGGAGAGGGAGGAGCGGGGUGGACCGGGGAGGCGGUGCAGCCUAAAACACGGGCCACCCUCUGUUGGAGCAGAAGGAGAUACUGAGAGGGUAUCUGAGGCAGGCUCAGCGUGAUAAUCGACAAGAAGAGAUAGAUACCUUAAAACAGAACCUUCACAUGAUCCUGGAUGAGAUCAGAUUACUGGGUUUGGAGGACACGUGAUAUACAAAUCAGAAGGUACCCCCUACAAGUCACAUGGUCAAGUCACGUGGUCAAGUAUCGUGGUCAAGUCACGUGGUCAAGUCACGUGGUCAAGUCACGUGGUCAAGUCACGUAGUCAAGUCACGUGGUCAAGUCACGUGGUCAAGUCACGUGGUCAAGUCACGUGGUCAAGUCACGUGGUCAAGUCACGUGGUCAAGUCACUUGGUCAAGUCACGUGGUCAAGUCACGUGGUCAAGUCGCGUGGUCAAGUCACGUGGUCAAGUCACUUGGUCAAUUUGCAAGUAUAACUAUUUCAUAAUUCAAAUGGCGAGGGCAUGAACAUGACGAAAAAUACUCUAAUUUUGAUCCAAGAUAUUUAAUUAAUUCUGAUUAAGAUUGAUUAUGGAUUACUAUUGAGACAAUUUUAUAUGAUUUGCAGCUUGUUUAAUUUCAAAUGACAUGUUCAUGUAAACUACAACUGAAAUUUUAAAGAUAAGUAAAGUAAGUAAUGCUAAAAAUGUAUAACUUUAACUUGUCCUUAAAAUUUGUGUGAUGACCAGACAUGGUUCCAUUAUGGAAAUAUGCAAAGGACGCACGGUCAAAUACCUACGUAAUAUAAUUAUAGUUUGCCAGUCUACCGCUAAUACUAAUUUAUGCUAAUAUACUAAAUCAGCUAGCCUUAUCGAAUGCUAGGAAUAGUACGGUUAUUUUCGGAACUGUUUUUAGUUUUUAGUUAUGAUGCUAAGUGUAAAUUAUACGCUCUGACGACGUAAGUUCAGAUCAAAUUGACCCAGUAAUAAUGGUGAUAUGUUAAAGCUUUAAAGAGUAAGCUGUUUGUCUGACUUUUGAACAAUUGAUUAUUUGAUAAUGA